GCCUGACGACUAAUCUGGCGGCCGGAAGCUGCCUGCGUCCCGCGACAGCUCGGCCAGCUUCUGAUUUCCGGCGGUGUUCUGAGACGGUCCGCCUAGCGGCCUGGUAGUGUUUUCGUAUCCGUUUCUUACUUUUCAGUCUCUUGGUUCUGUUUUUCUCCUACGUCCGGGUCUCGCUUGACCCUGGCGAAGUGGCGGGCGACUUCCACUUCUCGGCCGCCCCGGGGCCCUUCGCUCGCCGUGGCAGAGCCGCGCGUGCACCUCCCUCUCCUUGUCCUCCCGGGUCCAGGCGCGGGGACGGACUGUCGCCUCCCCUGCUCCUCGGAACGGAGCUAGCGGUGACACCUCGGAACUGUGCUGGGAAGGGGAACUUGGAGAGGAGUAGUACAAAAUGUCAAAAAUUAGGAGAAAAGUCACAGUGGAAAACACCAAGACUAUAUCUGAUAGCACAUCGCGAAGACCCAGUGUGUUUGAGAGGCUUGGACCCAGCACUGGCAGUACAACAGAGACACAGUGCCGUAACUGGCUGAAGACUGGCAACUGCCUCUAUGGAAACACAUGCAGAUUCGUACAUGGCCCUUCACCUCGUGGGAAAGGUUACAGCAGCAGUUAUAGAAGGUCACCUGAAAGACCUACAGGGGAUCUCAGAGAAAGAAUGAAGAACAAACGCCAAGAUGUGGAUGGUGAGCCCCAGAAACGAAAUACAGAGGAAUCAUCCUCGCCUGUUAGGAAAGAAUCUUCAAGAGGGAGACACAGGGAGAAGGAAGAUAUAAAAAUCACUAAGGAGAGAACUCCAGAAAGUGAAGAAGAAAAUGUAGAAUGGGAAACUAAUAGAGAUGAUUCUGACAAUGGAGAUAUUAAUUAUGAUUAUGUUCAUGAAUUGUCAUUGGAAAUGAAGCGUCAGAAGAUACAGAGAGAAUUAAUGAAGUUGGAACAAGAAAAUUUGGAGAAGAGAGAAGAAAUUAUCAUUAAAAAGGAGGUCUCGCCAGAAGUGAUUAGAUCAAAAUUGUCUCCAUCACCUUCUCUAAGAAAGUCUAGCAAAUCUCCAAAGCGAAAAUCAAGCCCCAAGUCCUCUUCAGCUAGCAAGAAAGAUAGGAAGACAUCUGCAGUGUCUUCGCCCCUGUUGGACCAGCAGAGGAAUUCAAAAAGCAACCAGAGUAAAAAGAAAGGGCCACGUACUCCUAGUCCACCCCCUCCUAUACCAGAAGAUAUUACUCUGGGAAAGAAAUAUAAAGAGAAGUAUAAAGUGAAAGACAGGAUAGAAGAAAAACCAAGGGAUGGAAAGGACAGAGGACGAGAUUUUGAAAGGCAGAGAGAAAAGAGAGACAAACCAAGAUCUACUUCCCCGGCAGGACAGCAUCAUUCUCCUAUAUCUUCUAGGCAUCACUCCUCAUCUUCACAAUCAGGAUCGUCUAUUCAAAGACAUUCUCCUUCUCCUCGCCGAAAAAGAACUCCUUCACCAUCCUACCAACGGACGUUAACUCCAUCUUUACGACGUUCUGCUUCUCCUUAUCCUUCACAUUGUUUGUCUUCUCCUCAGAGAAAGCAAAGUCCUCUAAGACAUCGCUCUCCAAUGCGAGAGAAAGGGAGGCAUGACCAUGAGAGGACCUCACAGUCACAUGAUCGGCGUCAUGAAAGGAGAGAAGAAACUAGAGGCAAAAGGGAUAGAGAAAAGGAUACAAGAGAGGAACGAGAGUAUGAGCAGGAUCAGAGCUCUUCUAGAGACCACAGAGAUGACAGAGAACCCCGAGAUGGUCGGGACCGGAGAGAUACCAGAGACACUAGAGAACGAAGGGAACUGAGAGAUUCCAGAGACCUCCGGGACUCCAGGGAGAUGAGGGAUUACAGCAGAGACACGAAAGAGAGCCGGGAUCCCAGAGACUCUCGGUCCUCUCGUGAUGCCCAUGAUUACCGGGACCGUGAAGGUCGAGAUACUCAUCGAAAGGAGGAAAUGUACCAAGAAGAAUCCCGGAGUUAUGGCAGAAACCACUUGAGAGAAGAGAGUUCUCGUACUGAAAUAAGAAAUGAUUCCAGAAAUGAGUCUCGAAGUGAAAUUAGGAAUGACCGGAUGGGCAGAAGUAGGGGGAGAGUACCAGAGUUACCUGAAAAGGGAAGCCGGGGAACCAGAGGCUCUCAAAUUGAUAGUCACAGUAGUAGUGGCAACUAUCAUGACAGCUGGGAGACUCGAAAUAGCUACCCUGAGAGAGACAGAUAUCCAGAAAGAGACAGCAGAGAUCAAACAAGGGACUCUUCCUUCGAGAGAAGACAUGGGGAGAGAGACCGACGUGACAACAGAGAAAGAGAUCAAAGACCAAGCUCACCAAUUCGACAUCAGGGGAGGAAUGACGAGCUUGAGCGUGAUGAAAGAAGAGAGGAACGAAGAGUAGACAGAGUGGAUGAUAGAAGAGAUGAAAGAGCUAGAGAAAGAGAUAGAGAACGAGAACGAGACAGAGAACGGGAGAGAGAGAGGGAACGGGAUCGAGAAAGAGAAAGAGAAAAAGAAAGAGAACUAGAAAGAGAGCGUGCCAGAGAAAGGGAGAGAGAAAGAGAAAGAGAAAAAGAGAGAGACCGUGAAAGGGAGAGAGAUCGUGACCAUGAUCGAGAAAGGGAAAGAGAGAGAGAGCGAGACAGGGAAAAAGAACGAGAGCGAGAAAGAGAAGAAAGGGAGAGGGAGAGAGAACGAGAACGGGAAAGAGAGAGAGAACGGGAAAGAGAGAGAGCAAGAGAAAGGGAUAAAGAACGAGAACGUCAGCGGGAUUGGGAAGAAAAGGACAAGGGGCGAGAUGACCGCAGAGAAAAGCGAGAAGAUAUCCGAGAAGAUCGAAACCCAAGAGAUGGACAUGAUGAAAGAAAAUCAAAGAAGCGCUAUAGAAAUGAAGGGAGUCCCAGCCCUCGGCAGUCACCUAAGCGCCGGCGUGAGCAUUCUCCUGACAGUGACACUUACAACAGUGGGGAUGACAAAAAUGAUAAACACAGGCUCUUGAGCCAGGUUGUCCGACCUCAAGAAUCUCGUUCUCUCAGCCCAUCACACCUCACAGAAGACAGGCAAGGUAGGUGGAAAGAAGAAGAUCGUAAACUGGAAAGAAAAGAGAGCUCACGGCACUAUGAGGAGCAAGAACUCAAAGAGAAAAUUUCUGCUGCAGAUAAACAGAGAGAACAGGCAGAACUCCUAGAAAGCUCAAGAGCACGUGCACAAGACAUGAUGGGCCACCACCAGUGUGAAGAUCGUGACAUAUGUGAUCGAGCUUAUGACGAAAGUAAGAAAAAGGCAAAACUUCAGAAGAAACCUAUCAAGAAAAAAAAAGAGGAUGAUAUUGGGAUAGAGAGGGGUAACAUUGAGACAAUAUCUGAAGAUGGCCAAGUCUUUUCACCAAAAAAAGGACUGAAGAAGAAAAAUAUUGAAAAAAAACAUAAAAGAUCCAAAGGUGAUUCUGAUAUUUCUGAUGAAGAAGCAACCCAGCAAAGUAAGAAGAAAAGGGGUCCACGGACGCCCCCCAUGACAACCAAAGAGGAACUGGUUGAAAUUUCCAGUGGUAAAGAUGGCACACCAGAGGAUCCUCAGAGGAAAGAAGACACGGCCUUUAGUGACUGGUCUGAUGAGGAUGUGCCUGACCGGACGGAACUGACAGAACCAGAGCGUGCUGCCACUGCUGCUACUCCUGGUAGUACCCCUUCUCCUCUGUCUUCUCUUCUCCCUCCUCCUCCUCCUGUGGCUGGUGCUGCUGCUGCUCUUGCCUCUGCUGCUGCUACUGCUGGUACCACCUCUGGCACCAUUUCCACCUCUGCCACCCCCAACAACAGCAGUGCUCCUUUUGCCAGUGAAGAGUUACAUAGAAAAUGCCACAGAACACGGGUGGAAAAAGUAGAGGCACCUCACGUGACUAUAGAAGAUACACCACAUCGCAAGCCAUUGGAUCAAAAGAGGAGCAGCAGCCUCGGGAGCAAUCGGAGUAAUCGUAGUCACACCUCUGGUCGUUUGCGCUCUCCAUCCAAUGAUUCUGCCCAUCGGAGUGGGGAUGACCAAGGUGGUCGAAAGAGAGUGCUGCAUAGUGGCUCAAGAGAUAGAGAAAAAACAAAAAGCCUGGAAAUCACAGGAGAGAGAAAAUCUAGGAUUGAUCAGUUAAAGCGUGGAGAACCCAACCGAAGUACUUCUUCAGAUCGCCAGGAUUCAAGAAGCCAUAGUUCAAGAAGAAGUUCUCCUGAGUCAGAUCGGCAGGUCCAUUCAAGAUCUGGGUCGUUUGACAGCAGAGAUAGAUUUCAAGAACGAGAUCGAUAUGAGCAUGAUAGAGAGAGGGAGAGAGAGAGGAGAGAUACAAGGCCGAGAGACUGGGACCGAGAAGCUGAUAAAGAUUGGUCACGGAACAGAGAUCGUGAUAGAUUGCGGGAGCGAGAAAGAGACAGAGAUAAAAGGAGAGACUUGGACAGGGAGAGAGAGAGACUAAUCCCUGAUUCUCUUGAUAGAGACAGAGAAAGAGAUAGAACUUUUGAGAGUUCUUCUCAAAUGGAGUCUAUGAAACGCAGUGAAUCAAAACUGGAGAAUGAAUAUGAAAGAGACCUAGAAGGCUCUUCUCGCGACUCUGUAGCUUUGGAUAAAGAAAGAAUGGAUAAAGAUCUGGGGUCUGCACAGGGAUUUGAAGACCUGAAUAAAGCUGAGAGACCUGAGAGUGUGGAAGCAGGAGAUGAUGAAUCCAAGUUAGAUGAUGUACAUUCAUUAGGCUCUGGUGCUGGAGAAGGGUAUGAACCAAUCAGUGAUGAUGAGCUAGAUGAAAUUCUGGCAGGUGAUGUGGAAAAGAGAGAGGACCAACAGGACGAGGAGAAGAUGCCAGAUCCAUUAGAUGUGAUAGAUGUGGAUUGGUCUGGUCUUAUGCCAAAGCAUCCAAAAGAACCACGGGAGCCUGGGGCUGCACUCUUAAAAUUCACACCUGGAGCUGUUAUGCUGAGGGUUGGAAUUUCUAAAAAGUUGGCCGGUUCUGAGCUCUUUACCAAAGUAAAAGAAACAUGUCAGAGACUAUUAGAAAAACCCAAAGAUGCUGACAGUCUUUUUGAACAUGAUUUGGGGGCCCUCAAUAUGGCUGCGUUACUACGAAAAGAAGAAAGAGCAAAUCUUCUUAGUAAUCUUGGACCAUGUUGUAAAGCAUUAUGCUUCAGACGGGAUUCUGCAAUCCGAAAACAGCUUGUUAAAAAUGAGAAGGGUACUGUAAAACAAGCUUACACAAAUGCUCCAAUGGUAGACAAUGAAUUACUACGAUUGAGUCUUCGGUUAUUUAAGCGAAAGACUACUUGCCAUGCCCCAGGACAUGAAAAGAUUGAAGAUAAUAAAAUAUCACACUCCAAUAUGCAACAGGAACUGUGUGUGUCCUAAGACUGAAAUUCAGCAUGAUACUUUGGGUACUAUCUUCCUUCGACAGUGCAUAUUCUUUUUCAAAGUUUAGUUUGACAAACAUUAUCAGUGACAAAGGCAGAAAAAGGUUUGUCACCGUACUAAAAGAGUGAAGAACAUUGAUCUCUAGAGACACUAGUUUUUGACUAACUUAAAAUUUUACAUUAAUUUUUAUACCAUACUUAAUACUCAUGCAAAAUAAUGUGAAACCAUCUAGGUAGCCUGUUCUGUACCUUUUGUUAAAGCUGAAGAUUUUGUAAAACCUCAUCACUGCUCUUCCAGCCUAUCAAUAUUUUUUUUUUGGUACCGGGACUCGAACUCAGGACCUUGCGCUUUCGAGGCAGGCAGUGACACCACUGAGCUAAAUCCCCAGUCCUCUAUCAAUAUUUUUUAUGGAAUGGAACCACGGAUUUAUAUUCUGGAUCAUCCAUACAGAACAAUGAUUUUAACAGUGUGUUCAUCAAAAUAAUUGCACACAUUGUGGAAUACCGUGUUGAAUAGAACAUUUGAAAGGGAAUGCUGGUCUAGUGUAGUGUAUUUGUAGGCACAUCUCCAGAAGGAAGCCAAAAUAUUCUUUUUAAGUUCUAAAAAAAUUACUUCAUGAGUCUUUGAUUUUUUAAAAAUGUGUGUAUAUUGUUAUGGUGUAUAUUGGUGUCUUUGUGCUCUGAAUAAUUUCUUGUUUAUUAUCAAAGACUGUUAUCAUUUUAUUUUUAAUAAACAUACCUUUCCUUUUCUUGUUCAAGAUUUAUGUACUUGGCUGUUCGUUAGUUGUAUGCUGAUAUUCUGAAGCAUUUACCAUCAACAUUACAGUUUCAUGUUUCAGACACUUUUCCUGCUUCUUUCUUCAUUGAACUGCUGUACAUAGUGUGACACAUACUGAGGAUGCACUUCAAAUAUAGCUCAGUAAUUAUUUGAAGCAAACCAUUAGUUAACAAACCUAUAUAAUUGAUGAGGUUUAUAAUCCUACUGUUACAUUGUUCAGUAUUAUAACCUUUAGUUACAUCAAACUGCAUCCAUCCUAUACUAUGUAAUACAGAAAACAGCUUUACUUUUUAAAAAUUACAGUAUAUCAUCUUUGUUCUCUACAUGUUCAACUCAUAAAGUAGAUGUGUAAAUUGGAAAUGAACUGCAACCUGCAGAAUUUGUGGGCAGAUAGAAGUAAUGACAAUAAAAAAAAGACAGAAUUUUAAUUUGGUCAUGGCCUUCCAGAGUUUUGGUGAAGUAUGAGUCUGUAUUACCUAUAUCAGUAGUUUUGUGUCCUCUUUAAAGGUUACAUAAUGACUCUUAAAAGUUUUUGUUUGCUUCAAGAAACAUUUGUUGUGCAGUUAAUUUUUUCAAAUGACUUUGAAAUCGUGUAUAAGAAAUUUGCAAACAGAACAGAAAACAAAAAGUAAUCACAUUUUCCUGGCAUCUUUUCCUUUAUUAAAUGUUUUGAAUAAAGAAAAAAAAAUUAUCCCAGAGAAUGAAUGCCCUUUAGGAAACUAUUUCCUGAUUAAAGUGGAUGAGAUUGUUUUCUGCAGCAUAAAUAUUUAAAAUACAAACAUUUUUAAAUUUAAUUUUGUAAUGGCUUAAAAUUCCUAGAAUUUUCUUUUGGCUUCUUAUAAUUGUGGAAUAUGACAAAAAUAAUUGUUUCCUCAUUUGUCCAUGGGUCAUAUUUCAGAAAUUAUUCAUGGAAUAAAAACUACAGUUAAAUCUGCAACUUAAAUCUAUUGCCAUUUUAGCUUUGAAUAUCUUUUACAUUGCAAAAGAAAAUUCAGAACGAUCCAUUGUUCACUUGGUCAACCAUAUUCUGAGCUUCAUGUACUGUUAAGUCUCAUUUUUUUAAAUUCAAUCAUACUCAGUAUUAUUAACCAUAUAUCUGUAAAGUUCUACAAUAAAUCUUUUUGUUGGAGUUUUCAUAAAAGCUUUUGGGCCAUAUAUGAAAGCCUCAAUCAAACUAGUAUUUCUGAAAAAUCUUCCAAUCAGUAAAUUAUUUUCUAGUACCCUUGAAUUUGUCUCAUAAUUGAAUCAGAUUUGUCCAUUUGUCCUAAUUGCACGACUGGAUUCAAGCUGCUCAUUGGAGUUGUCUAAAUAGAGAAGGGAGAAAAGUUAUGUCUGCAAUCCAAAAUAAAUGAAAGUUGACAAAUAAUUAGAUAAUUGAGAGCUGUUUGAUUUUUAAUUUUUUGGGCAGCUAUCUCACCUAAAGGGUUGUACUAACUGACAAUAGCUAACUUUAUUUCACAAAAACUUGUAAGUAUGUUUAAGUAAUAAAUAUGCUGAAAAAUCUAACCUGCCACUUCUCUAUUCUGACCAGUGAAUACAGGUUCUCGUCCCCAUUUUACCCCGUAACUACCUUAAGAUUUUGUGAUUUGUCCUUAUCAACUUGAACAUGUGUGGCAUCAACAGAAUUAUCUUACUCUUUUCUGUUCACUUGAGUAAAAAUUAAGUUGUGAUUAC
Heterocephalus glaber (naked mole-rat) is the source of this 7813-nucleotide messenger RNA. RefSeq names its product zinc finger CCCH-type containing 13 (gene Zc3h13). Lineage: Eukaryota; Metazoa; Chordata; Mammalia; Rodentia; Bathyergidae. Gene Ontology annotation, cellular component: nuclear speck. Gene Ontology annotation, molecular function: metal ion binding. The record is from RefSeq and is a predicted model, not a curated record.